Phlebotomus papatasi is the source of this 3630-nucleotide messenger RNA. RefSeq lists its product as uncharacterized. The coding region runs from base 102 to 557 and encodes 151 amino acids. Lineage: Eukaryota; Metazoa; Arthropoda; Insecta; Diptera; Psychodidae. The transcript is spliced from 3 exons. The record is from RefSeq and is a predicted model, not a curated record. Gene Ontology annotation, biological process: positive regulation of voltage-gated potassium channel activity; regulation of synaptic transmission, cholinergic; sleep.
UCAGGGCGUGUCACGACGGGAGUUGUCAUUAGUGUUUGUGUUUUGCGUUCUGCUUAGAAUUUUUUUGUAUUUUCUCUGAUUUUUCGUGCCACAAACACAAAAUGCCUUCAAAAAGUAGUUUGCUGAUUAUUUGUUCAUCGAUAUUACUUGCCGUGUGCGUGCAACAAGGCCUUUCUAUAAAGUGCUGGGAAUGCAGAUCGGAUGAGGAUCCAAAAUGCGGUGAUCCGUUUGACAAUAGUACACUCUCAAUCACCGAUUGUGCUCAGUCUCCACAAUUGGAGCAUUUGCCUGGAGUCAAAGCAACAAUGUGCAGGAAAAUUCGUCAGAAGGCUCACGGAGCGUGGAGGUACUUCAGAAGCUGUGCUUACAUGGGAGAACCUGGAAUUGAGGGUGAUGAGAGGUUUUGCCUCAUGAGAACGGGCACCUACAACAUCUUCCUCGAGUAUUGUACUUGCAACAGUAAAGAUGGAUGCAACACAGCCAGUGUACCAUCGCUAAAGGUAUCCUUAGGGAUAUUUGCGAUCUUCAUGCCACUUCUCACCUGGAAAUUAGGGUAAAAUUUUUACAAAAAAAUAUCACAUUAUUCACUGUUUAGAAAUAGGGUGCUCUCGAGGAAACAAUUAGUCCAUACACUUUUAGCAAAGACACUUUCGAACUCAGAAUUUUGAAAUUUUGAGAUAGACAUUUUUUCUAAUAUUUUUUUUUUAUAAAAGAGUAUUUUUACUAUUUUUAAAGUGCAUAAAUAAGAAUCAGGUGUAAUUCGAUUGUUAUUUUAUUUUAUAAAACCCAACGGUCCUUAAAGAGUAUAAUAGAAUUUACGAAAUAAGAGUAUUUGACCUAUAUUCGAGAAUCUUUAGAAAAUGGAUAUCCUCAUAAUCCUUAUUUCUUAUUUUUUCUUAUCCUCAAAUCUUCUUUUUUAUUCGCGGAAUCUUAGUAAUUUAUAAAGCUAAGAAAUAAAUAUUCGAAAACAUAAUUAUCGAUUCAUAGAUUUUUGAACCAGUUCACGUUUGUAGUGAAUUCAAAGGCUCUUCAAAAAUAUCCCAUUUUAGUUAAAUGGGCUGAGAAGUACACUCACUAGAGGUAUUAAACUUUUGACCUCGAAAGCUCGAUAAUGAGGAAUAAUUCAAGGUCAUAAAAAUACAUUAAAUAGAUUCAAUUUAUUAACCUAUAAAAAAAAUCGAAAAUGGUCAUAAAUCUCAAGUUACGUCUUUUGAAGGCUAUCUCGAAAACAGAAAUUCAUUAUCCCUCCUUGUUUCGCUUAUUGCUUAAAAUUGAUUAUGAUUAAAACCAGGGGCAUGACAUUUCCUAUAUUUCCCAUAUGUUUCUAGCGAGCCGAAAAAACUUUUGAGUUUAUUAGCUGUUUUCUGUCAUUGUAGAAUGAAUUAGCAAAAAAUACUAAUACAAGAUAAACGCCAAAUUAAUAACGAAGAGGUAACCGAAAACCCUAAAUUGGCAACCUGCGUAGUUUUGGAGAUAUCUCGUGAAAUGCGUACGAAAACAGGGAAAAAAUUACACUAAAACCGGUCGCAUUUUUCAGAGGUAAUGUCACCCCCCUGAUUAAAACUUUAAAAUCGAAAUUUUAAAUUUAAAAUAAAAAAAAAUAUUUAAGUGCGAAGAAAAAGGAAAAUUUCCAUUCUGAAAUUUUGAACAGGAGAGCCUGGCGCAAUAUAAACCGAGACGCACGAAACCAAUUUUAUUUUUUCAUAAUUUCAUUCAUGAAAUACCAGAGAGAUGAUUUUCAAUCAGAACGCUCUUAUAGAAAAUUUUUGUGAUCGGCUUUUCAAGCUACUAUUUUAUGUCUUAAUUCAAACUAUUUUGCAAUUUUUUCUGUGUAUCAGUGAAAUCGAGGGCUUUUUUCCGUACCGAAAAUGUCAGUUAACCCAUUCCUUACCAUGAUAUUAUACAUCAUACGCAAAUUGAGUGAUUUUAGAUGAUUUAUUCCAGGGCAAUUGAUAUUCGAGUUUCUGUCGGGAAUGAAUUUUUAGUUACUUUAGUCCUUCAAUUACUUGGAAAAAAUAGCCCGAGAGAGAUGGGAAUACAUUUCGUUCCUUGGAAAUUAUAAGGGGCCAACUCACUUUUUGGCAAUUUUGAGAUUUUAAUGCACUCAGACAGAGAAUUUAAUAAAAUUUCAGAUGAUAUGAGUCAAUAAAUUUCGUUAUUAGAAAAGUUUUUCAAAAUUUUACUAUUUAUGAUUGCUUGCGCGGUUUUGUUUGAAGUCAAGGGGCACAAAAUAGAUUUAUCGUUCAAAUUUUUGUGAAACAAGGGACUAACUCAAGCAAGUUGAUCCCGUGUCAUUCUAAUUUUUCAUGAAAAUUUGCGCAUCAUUUAGAAUGACAAAGAGCUAACUCAUAAAAAAACAUAUUUUGAAAGAUAAAAAUAUGUAUGUUUCGAUGUUUAUAAUAAUGCUCAUACAAAUAGAAAAGAAUUAAUUUGUUUUUAUUAACAUACUUAAUUGAGAUAAUUAUUUAUACAAAGUUGAAUCUUUCAUGCUGUCUCCUGAAAAAUGGCUCAGAUUGAGUUGGCCCCUUGUAAUUUCCAAGGAGCGAUUUUAUUGUUCUUUUUUCGCUUCACGUGAAGUCAUGCAAAAAUUUUGCUCAAAAUGGAGGACGGAAAAUGCGACAUCUCGUCGAAUUUGUUAAAAUUGACCUUCAUCCUCUUUCCUGAUUUGAAUUCUGGUUGCCAAUGUGUUUUCUUGGAUAGUUACUCUAUCUAAAUCAAUAGAGUUUGUAAUAAAUUGAUGAACUGAAUUUAAAAUUCAGUGACCGUUACGACGCGUGUUUGAGGGCGGCUCCCCGCGCCCCAUAAUGGAUAAAAAUUAUUGCUUUUCAAAAAAAUCAUCUAUUAACCUGUAGGAAACUAAUCCCAAAAUAUGAAAAUUCUAUCUCAAGUAUUUCUGGUACAUUGACUGAAUGGGUUAAAACGGAAUUUCGUGUAGGCCCUCUGUUUUCGAGAAAUGAACUUCUAAUGCAAAUUAUCAAAUUCAUGAAUUAGAGCAUUCCAAAGAUUCUUUUAUUUGUUAGUUGCCCUUUUGAGUGCAGAAAUGAUCAAAUCAUAGGGCCAAUUUUUGAAACUCACUCGUACUCGUCAGCUCUUUAGUGGAUGAGAGAAAUCCACUCGCACACCCCGCAGAUUCUUGACUACGUGCAACGAGUACUUUAUGUUAUAAAGGAGUCUUUACGGAAGGAUUUGAAUCUGCGAGGUGUGCGAGUGGAUUUCUCUCGGUCACUAAAAAGCUCACGGAUGCGAGUGGAAAAUUUCAAAAAUUGGCCCUAAGUAUUCGUAAUGUUAGUAUUGUCAGUUUCAAGAUUGUGUCUCUGAUAUAAUGGUCAUACAGUGCCAUCUGCAACUGUGUUCGUGUAUUAACCGAGAGCACCCUCUGCAAAAGAACUACAGUGCUUCUAAAAGUAUUUUCUAAAAGACAAAAAUAGUGCCUUGCAUUAUCUCACUUUUCCAUGAGAAUCUCAAAUGUAACCCCAGCCGUCCAAUUUUGUACUUUUUUUCUAGAAGGGGUCGAGAAAAAACACCGAAUAAUUUUUGUAAUUAUUUUUAAUAGUGAGUUUUUCCCUUUUUUUUUUAAUAAUGUCAAAAGCAGUUUUACAUACAAUAAUAUAAAUUUAAAUUGAUUUGGAA